Molecule: messenger RNA, 2958 nt
Organism: Mangifera indica (mango)
Lineage: Eukaryota; Viridiplantae; Streptophyta; Magnoliopsida; Sapindales; Anacardiaceae
Product: VIN3-like protein 1
Exons: 8
Coding region: 602-2563 (653 amino acids)
Biological process (GO): epigenetic regulation of gene expression; vernalization response
Molecular function (GO): protein binding
Source: RefSeq, a predicted model, not a curated record
UCGCGUCGUAAUCGCGCGUGGUUCUCCCUCCACGCUCCUCCUAACUUGAAUGAAAACGUGAACGCUCGGACAAGCUUUCUCUCACAAACAAUUACAAACCAACUAACAACAACGAAGGAGUUUCUCUCAGUUUUGGAUUCGUGACUUACGGAAGCUAAAGUUCUUAGGGUCUUGUUCUGUUAAAACCCUAGAUUCUUCCCCAUUCUUAACAGGGGAGCCUAUUAACUAGCUGUAUUCAAGUUUUAAACAGUGAAAUUAGAAGAAAAGUUUCUUGCUAAAGAAAUUUUAUUCGUAGCAGAAUUCUUUUAUGCCAGCUAAUUAUGACUACAACAAUGAAGCUUUCCCUCUUGAUAAGUGAAAGAAGAACUUGAAUAUCAUCUGAUAGAUACAGGCUGCUCUGCUAAGCUUCUCAACUGCGGCGCAACAUUUGUUACUGCAGUGUCAACAUUUUGGGUUUUGGUGUUAACAGCCUUUAUUCCAGUGUGCAGAGCCCCUGAAAAAAUUGAACAUUCAGAUGAUGUUUCAAGAAGUCAAGAGCUCCUCCAGGAGUUUCUGAAAUCUGGACAAGGACAGGAAAAACUCAGCUUCACCGAAAAGGAAAAUGUCUGAACUUCCUAAGACUAAUAACAAGACAAUUAAGAAGCAUGAUUCGAAAAAAGUUUCUUCUAGUCCCACCAAUCAGCCUUCUAGGAAGCAACAGAGAAAGGGGGAGAACCCCAUACGACUACCUCCUCCUUCUGAGCAGUCUUCAGACUUUGGAUGUUCAAACACAUGGAUGUGUAAAAAUUCUGCUUGUAGAGCUGUUCGGUCCAUUGAUGACACAUUUUGCAAGAGGUGUUCAUGUUGUAUCUGUCACUUAUUUGAUGACAAUAAGGACCCUAGUCUGUGGUUGGUUUGUACAUCUGACUCUGGUCAAGAGGACUCAUGUGGACUGUCUUGCCACAUUGAGUGUGCCCUUCAAAGUGAGAAGGUCGGGGUUGUUGAUCUUGGGCAAUUGAUGCAGUUAGAUGGCAGUUAUUGUUGUGCUGCUUGUGGUAAAGUUUCAGGAAUACUUGGAUGUUGGAAGAAGCAGCUAAUUGUCGCUAAGGAUGCUCGUCGAGUUGAUGUACUAUGUUAUAGGAUUUAUUUAAGCUAUAGGCUCCUGGAUGGGACUUCAAGAUUCAAAGAACUGCAUAAUAUUAUAAAAGAUGCAAAGUCCAAGCUAGAAACAGAGGUGGGCCCAGUGGAUGGAAUUUCUGCCAAGAUGGCACGUGGCAUUGUCAGCAGACUCUCUGUUGGUGGAGAUGUGCAGAAACUAUGUUGUCUUGCUAUUGAGAAAGCAGAUGAAUGGCUAGCAUCUAUUUCUAAUGUCAAUCCAAAUUGCAGAGAGGAUUCACUUCCUUCUGCUUGCAGGUUUUUAUUUGAGGAAGUGACAUCUUCAUCUGUUGUAAUUAUUUUGAUUGAACUGUCCACCAUCUUAUCUGAUGAAAUUAAAGGCUACAAACUCUGGUAUUGCAAGAGCAGAGAAGAGGUGCACACAAAAGAGCCUAUUUGUGUUUUUCCAAGGGCUCAGAGAAGGAUUCUGAUAUCCAAUCUUCAGCCCUGCACAGAAUACAGUUUCCGGAUUGUUUCUUAUACAGAUGCUGGUGACAUGGGUCAUUCAGAGGUUAAGUGUUUCACUAAGAGUGUGGAGAUAAUUCACAAGAACCCUAAUUCAAAAAUAACUGUGAAUCGUAGGAACUUAAAUAACCCUGUUGAAGGAAGUUGUUCUAAUGCUGAGAGAGAAUCCAAAAUGACAAUGGGAGUGAGUUCUGGGUUCAAGGUUCAAGACCUUGGAAAGAUCUUGCGUCUUGCCUGCGCUCAAGAGCAAGGAUGCCUUGAAGGGUUCUGCAGUGCUGACAUAGAGAAGUGUUGUGGAGCAAACAAAGUGGUCAAUCCUGAAAGUCCAGAAGAAGAUCCACUGCCGUCUAUUUCACGUGGGCUUGACUUAAAUGUUGUUUCGGUGCCUGAUUUGAAUGAAGAACUAACCCCUCCAUUUGAGUCCUCAAGAGAUGAAGAUAAUGGAUGCACUGUUGGGCAAGCUGUGGAGGCAGAUGAUGAUGCUGCUUCUCAUGACAUAGAGAAAAACCGUUUUGUGGGAUCACAUGGUAGUGGUGACUCCCAAACGACCUGGACCCAUAGGCCAGCUGGAGAAGUGCCUGCUGUUGAAUCCCGGGCAGAGUUGUGUAAAAAAAGAUCGGCGCCUUCAAAUGAAGAGCCACAUGACUGUGAUAGCACUCUGAUUAACGGAUCUCCAUUCCGCAUUUCCAAUGGUUCAGGUUGCUUAGAUGAGAACUUCGAGUCCUGUGUCAAGAUAAUUCGAUGGCUGGAAUGUGAAGGUCAUAUUAACCAAGAUUUUAGGUUGAAAUUACUAACAUGGUUUAGUUUAAGAUCAACGGAGCAAGAACGUAGGGUGGUUAAUACUUUUAUUAAAACUUUGAUUGAUGAUCCAAGUAGCUUAGCUGGACAGUUGGUCGACUCUUUUUCAGAUAUGGUGUCGAGCAAGAGGCCUCGGAAUGGGUUCUGUAGUAAGCUGUGGCAUUAGUUUAGGACAGGGCAUUCUAAUAUGCAGGAUAACUUUCUACUACAUGAUUAUUUUUUCCCUGCAAGGAAAAAAAAAAAUUUACCUCUGAUUGUUUCACUGUUCUUUGUACAGGCAUUUUUUCAUAAUCACUGUCAGAAGUGAUUAAUUUGUCUUAUGGACAAAGUUUGUCCAGCCAAAACGAUUUGGGUUGCUGAUCGCAGAGACAGGGGAGGCCUUUUGAAGUUAAGAAAUUACAUUCUGGAAUUCAUUUUCAAUUUUCUAAUUUGUCGGAAAUAUAUUUGCAGUAAUAUUUGUCUGGAUACCUUUUUGUUGCCUUCUCUAAUGCAAAGAAGGUACAAGAAACAGAUGUUAUUACUUUGUUCCAUUCCAUUCCGUUUAGCAGUUUCCCUUUUUUA